Molecule: messenger RNA, 678 nt
Organism: Heterostelium album PN500
Lineage: Eukaryota; Evosea; Eumycetozoa; Acytosteliales; Acytosteliaceae
Exons: 2
Coding region: 1-678 (225 amino acids)
Source: RefSeq, a predicted model, not a curated record
AUGAAAUCUGUAACUUUAAUUUUAAUUGUAUUAUUAAGUAUUAUCGCUCUUAACAGUUGUUUAGUAGCAGCUAAUGUAAAUGAUGAUCCAGCACCAGAAUCAUCUACCGCACCACCAGCAGAAUCAAGUACUGGAUCUUCGCAACCACCAGCAGAAUCGACUACCGGAUCUUCACAACCACCAGAAUCGACUACCGGAUCUUCUCAGCCACCAGCUUCCACUGGAUCUUCUCAGCCACCAGCUUCCACUGGAUCUUCUCAGCCACCAGCUUCAACCGGUUCAUCCCAACCACCAGCCUCCACUGGAUCUUCUCAACCAGCUACCGGUUCAUCUCAACCAGCCACCGGUUCAUCUCAACCAGCCACCGGUUCAUCUCAACCAGCUACCGGAUCAUCUCAACCAGCUACCGGUUCAUCCCAACCAGCUACCGGUUCAUCUCAACCAACCACUGCUGACCCAACCAAUGCUCCAAAUGCUACCACUACUGCUACCACCAAGCCAAAUGCCACUACUACUGCCACUCCAAAACCAGUAACCCCAACACCAUCACGUCAUACCACUGGAAACAAUGCUUUGACUGCCGGAAGUGUCUCUGAAGAAGAAGGUAGCUUUGCCUCACGAAAGGCAAUCAAUGUAGCCGGUAUUUUUGUAUUAGCCUCACUUGCACUUUUCCUUUAA